AUGGCUAAGCCAGAAGCAGUUAUCAAAAUCAAAGGAGAGAAUAAGAACACGUGGGAAAAGCGGUUUAAAGAAGUUAUUAUUCUGAACCACGUAGCAAAUGUAGUGGGUAGCAGUUAUGGGUUAAGAGCAUACGUGUAUGAUUAUGAGUCUACAAGAUUUGAAGUUGAAGAAAUUUUCAAUGCAGUCACACAACGAGGUGGGAAGGUUUUCAAUGUUUUUCUAAAUGAAAGAAAAUGUGAGUGUGGUGCUUUUCAGGCAUAUAGAUAUCCAUGUUCACAUGCAAUAGCAGCCUGUGCACACGUUCGUAUAGAUCCAUUAACUUUUGUUGAUGCCGCAUACACUAACGAAUACAUCAAAGCGGCAUAUUCAGGUCAAUGGUUCCCACUUGGAAGUGAAGAAAAUAUUCAACCUACUAAUGGACCUCGUAUAGUUCCAGAUGAGACAAUGAUACGUACAAAGGGACGCCCAAAAUCCACGCGCAUUAGAAAUGAAAUGGAUUGGACUGAAUCCCAAAGGAGGCAACGAUGUGGACAUUGUAGGCGUGAAGGGCAUAAUAGAACCAAUUGCCCUGUGCUGGCUGAAGAUGUAUUCAAUAACGCAUAA
This is a messenger RNA of Cajanus cajan (pigeon pea), 603 nucleotides long. The record is from RefSeq and is a predicted model, not a curated record. NCBI's taxonomy places the organism in Eukaryota, Viridiplantae, Streptophyta, Magnoliopsida, Fabales, Fabaceae.